Messenger RNA from Eleginops maclovinus (Patagonian blennie), 3640 nucleotides. RefSeq names its product neuronal acetylcholine receptor subunit alpha-7-like. Gene Ontology annotation, molecular function: acetylcholine binding; acetylcholine-gated monoatomic cation-selective channel activity; acetylcholine receptor activity. Bases 964 to 2712 code for a protein of 582 amino acids. The record is from RefSeq and is a predicted model, not a curated record. Gene Ontology annotation, cellular component: synapse; plasma membrane; postsynaptic membrane. The transcript is spliced from 12 exons. NCBI's taxonomy places the organism in Eukaryota, Metazoa, Chordata, Actinopteri, Perciformes, Eleginopidae. Gene Ontology annotation, biological process: nervous system process; regulation of membrane potential; synaptic transmission, cholinergic.
UCAGUAGCCUCGCAAUUAUCAGAUGACCAAUAAACAAAGACUCACGUGUUAAUGUAAGCAACAACAAUUCACAAGUCAUAUCGUAAAGACGCAUAGUAAGCACGGAACCCGUUGUCGGUCAUAAAUAGUUAAGAUGAUCCAGUUUGAGUUAACAGCAAAAGUGUGAUCCAGCGCGCAGUGUCUUCCGCGUUGAAGAGGAGAGGUCCUUCCUGGUGAUUUGUCUACAGUAAAAUCACCAGCGACGUUGCUCGCUUAUAUGCAAGGGUGUUAAAAGGCGUUGCUAACUAUUGCACCACGAAAGCUGGGGUACAAUCCCUGCAAGAGUCAUGUAAGGAAAGGAAAACAAUAUUGCAAGCCCAAUAAACACGAGUUAAGUUUCGAUUUCAUUUCUGGGGACAAGUUCUGUUUCUGUGUCGGCCACGUGACCUGCAGAGGCGCCCCGAGCGCAGACCGACAGAGACUACACAAAUGGGCAGACAUGUCUGUAAGGUAUCAUAAAGUAAUACAAGUAUACAGGCUCUUCUGUACUGCUUCAUGGUUAAAGAGGUCGCUCUGCGGUGCACCCCAUACAAUCAAUGUGUUGCUGUGGAGCUACAAGGACAUCCUCUCUUGGACGCAUGUACACUGUGGCAGAGGAGACGUCCCAUGCUCAGAUCAGAUUCUCACGUUAAAAAUAAAACGGAGAUGAGGAUCGAUGGAGACUCAUAGUAAGGGUCCAACACUAAGGGAGCAGAACUCUCGCUGUCAUCCCUUGCAUUUGUUUGUAUUCAGGGUCGGAAUCGGUUUUAUUACCAAACUCACAAAUGCGAAGUCCCCCUUGGAAUCCGUGCCAAGUAUGCAGGAUUGGCUGGGCUGUGGCUGAGCAGAGAUGCGUGAAGGUGGAUUUGAGCUGAUGUUCGAGUGUCUGUGCAGGGUCCUCACCAGCGGUUUCUGCUAAGGGAGCUGCUGCGGGACUACAACCCCAUGGAGAGACCGGUGGCCAACGACUCCCAGAGCCUCACUGUUCAGUUCUCCUUUACUCUGAUGCAGGUCAUGGAUGUGGAUGAAAAGAACCAGAUCCUCACCACGAAUGCAUGGCUGCAGAUGCAAUGGUACGACCACUACCUCCAGUGGAACCAGUCAGAGUAUCCCGGAGUUAAGAACCUCCGUUUCUCUUCAGACCAGGUCUGGACACCUGACAUAUUGCUUUACAACAGUGCUCAUGAUAAGUUUGAUGCCACCUUUAAAACCAAUGUUUUGGUUAACUCCAGUGGCUUCUGUGAGUAUCUGCCUCCAGGAAUAUUUGUCAGCACCUGUAGCGUGGAUGUGCGAUGGUUUCCAUUUGACAUCCAGCGCUGUGAACUGAAGUUUGGCUCCUGGACAUUUGAUGGCUGGCUGCUGGACCUCCAGAUGAAGGAGGCUGAUGUCUCAGGAUACAUGACCAACGGAGAGUGGGAUCUACUGGAGGUCCCUGGAGAUCGUCACGAACUAUUCUAUGAUUGCUGUGCAGAGCCCUACCCUGAUGUUACCUUUGUGGUAACCUUACGAAGAAGGACCUUAUUUUACGCUCUUAACCUCCUCAUCCCCUGUGUGCUCUUGUCGUCCAUGACACUGGUGUGCUUCCUGCUACCGGCCAACUCGGGGGAGAAGAUCAGCCUGGGCAUCACGGUUCUGCUCUCUCUGACGGUUUUCAUGCUGAUGGUUGCAGAGAUUAUGCCCGCCACUUCAGAUUCUGUGCCCCUGAUAGGGCAGUACUUUGCCAGCACUAUGGUGAUUGUCGGGAUGUCAGUAGUGGCCACAGUCAUGGUUCUUCAGUUCCAUCACCACAACCCCAACGAUGGAAACAUGCCACGCUGGGUGCACUUAGUUCUUCUGCAGUGGGUUCCUUGGUUCCUGCGGAUGAAGCGUCCUGGAGAGGGAGCGGAGCCGCCUCUUUCCAACUUCCAGGUCGACUCUCAGAGCAAGACUCUGUCCUCUCCUACCACCACCACAACCACCACCACCAACCCCACUCCAGUGCCCUCUAUCAUCCCCCAGAGCCUCAACUCCCUACAGGCCAGCCUUGCGCAGCUAAACCACCCAAUGUCACACCCAGUACCCCAUCGGCCCAGCUGUCAGACUGGUAUACUCCCUAAUGUCAGAGAUCCCGGCCCCAAUCCACAUCCACAGCCCAACGGCCAUCUCCUUUAUAUGGGUUUCCAGACCUUCCAGACAACGGUAGAGCUUGAGCCAGGUCAGGGAGGUAGAACCAUGAGUCACGGCAGGGUUAACAGUGGAGUGGGUGGAGGCGAAGGAGAGGGAGCAGCAGCCGGAGCGCAAACUGGAGAUACACCAAUCCAUCACCACCUCCAAUCUUCCAAGUUUAGGAGCCCCCCACUGGAAACUCCUCUGUCCCCAGACCCGGACCAGUCAACCACAGCCUCUGGACCCUGCGGCCUAGAGGCUGGGUCUGCAGCCGGGAGAUCAGCCGCUAUGCAAAACCACAGCGGUAUGAUUCGAUCUGUCGCAGUAGACAACCAGCUGCAGGAGCUGCUGGUGGAGGUGCAGUUUCUAGUGGAGCGUGUUAAAGAGCAGGACCGGCUGGUCAGCUUGGCAGAGCAGUGGCAGUUUGCUGCAGCUGUCAUCGACCGCCUGUGCCUGAUGGGAUUCAGUCUUUUCAACAUUAUUUGUACCAUCGCUAUCCUCAUGGCUGCACCCAACUUUGGGGAAGCUCUGUCAAAAGACUUCAUCUGACGGAAAAAAGAGAGAGAGAGGGUGUGGAAGAUGUUAAGCGAUUAUGAAGAUGAGGGUUUGUUGGAAGCACAAUUGCUGUUAAUGACACUGGGACAUACAACAGUAAAUCUUUCCUAUAAAGCUGGAGUGGGCUGUGGUACUUCUGGAUUGGAAUAUGAUGAUGCUCACAUUUACUGUUCACAUGUUUUCUUUUGGAAAGGUUUCUAUGUAAGUGUUAUUUAUGUGUUUGUUUCUCACAAAAGGUGGUGCUCUAAUCUUAAACUAGUCAAACCAAAGUAGCAUUUUAGAGGUGAAAAAUAAUAAUCUUGUGAUUGGGAUCUGCUACUGAAUAUAACUGGUUCUUCCUUGACCCAUUCCACACCCUUUCAGCAAAUUUCAUGAAUUUUGGACCAACAUUAACAUUUAACGACAAAGCAUAACAUUCAGAAAAGUGAAAGAAGCGCCUCAUUGUAUUGAUCAUUUUUGUCAAUUUUCAACUAAGGCAAUGUCAACUGAAACCUUGAUGAUUUUGUUGUUUUUUAUCACAGUCAACAAAUUAAGAGCUUUUUGGUAUAGUAUUGUAAUUGAGGAUCGUUUUGGAAAAUCAACCUAGAAUAUAUUUGUGAAAACUGGGAAGCAUGACUUAAUUGUAUCGAUACUGAAUUUGAUAUAAAGUCUUUGUACUGCCAUCUUUGAAUGCUUCAUGUAUGCAGAGAAACUUGACAGUGAUGUGGCGCAUGUUAACCUGCUUUUCCUUACAAUACAGACCUGAAUAUCUGUAUGCUAUUGUGUGAUACUCCAAAAAUGAUUUACACUGCAGUACACCAUUUUAGUUUGCACUGAUUAGCUCCUUCACAAAUGUCCUUGUUUUUUAAUUCACAUAAUAUGCUUUUCUAAAGUUGAUGUCUUCGAUUACAUUAAAAGGUUUUCCCAAUGUUACAUUUUUCAA